Chelmon rostratus (copperband butterflyfish) is the source of this 1312-nucleotide messenger RNA. It is a transcript of the gene pigh, whose product is annotated as phosphatidylinositol glycan anchor biosynthesis, class H. Gene Ontology annotation, cellular component: glycosylphosphatidylinositol-N-acetylglucosaminyltransferase (GPI-GnT) complex. Lineage: Eukaryota; Metazoa; Chordata; Actinopteri; Chaetodontiformes; Chaetodontidae. The transcript is spliced from 4 exons. The coding region runs from base 293 to 838 and encodes 181 amino acids. The record is from RefSeq and is a predicted model, not a curated record. Gene Ontology annotation, biological process: GPI anchor biosynthetic process.
UUCAGCUGUACUACACUUGUCCUGGGACUAUUCGUUGUUUUUAGCCUAACGUUUGUUUUUCUUACUUUAUAUUUAUCUAGAGAGAAUUCGCAUCAGAUGUAUGCGUGCAUCAUUUGCCUUUUCCCAUCUCAGUAAGAACCACUCUAUGUCUUCCUGUGCGGCUGACCUUGCCUGUUCUCAGAUAGCUCAAUGCUAACCUUUCCCCAGCGUUAGCUAGCUAAGCCAACUGUUCCCCGGAGCUCCCUUAGCUAAUGUUGGCUUUUCCUCCACUCGACCUGUUUGUGUGGCGUUCAUGAUGGAAGACGAAGCGUUCACUGACAUCAAUGGCAAAGCCAUAUCUCUGGACUGCCAGAGUCACUCCGGCUUUUGCAGAGAGUUCACUGUCAGCUCCGCCAAAGUGUCUAUCGGCAAAGUGACGGUGUACACCUGCUGUGUCUGGCUGUUGGCGUACAUCAUGUUCGUCUUCACAGAGAACACAGCUGUUCUGUCCAGUGCUAUACUCAUCACGCUGGUUGGCAUGAUGCUUCACAUCCACUUUGUAAAGGUGGACCAUGAGUCGCUGCUUGUCAUCGGCUCCUUAGGCAUUCAGGUUUCCUCCAGCUACGCCUCAGGCCGUGAGACCACCACAUUCAUUGAGAUGAGCAAGAUCAAGGAUAUUGUCAUCAAUGAAGCUAUUUACAUGCAUCACAUCAUCUACUACCUUUGUGUGCUGUUGAAGGACCCCUCAGAACCUAAUGCAGUGUCAAGUGUUGUGCCAUUGUUUCAGAGUUCAAAGCCAAGGCUGAACUGCUUGGUGAAAGUUUACAAAAGCUGCCAGGAGGUUCUGUCAAAGUGCUGAUGACACACGAGUCAUGCAUUAACAAUGUCCCAUCAAUGUUUAAGUGAUGUUUUCAAUGGGUGAAAGCAGAAAGCUGAUCUUGUUUUUUUAUUUAGAUACUUAUUAAUUUGAUUUCAUGUAAAGUGUAUUUUCCAGGAUGUUUCUGCCUUUUCGCACCCGUAUGAAUACUCAUACAUGAUGUGAAUGUAAUCUGCGAAUACAGAAAAGUGUGUUGCCACGUUUUCAGGACCAAUAUUAGUGUCAUGACGAUUUUAUGUUAUACUGUGUUUGGCAGUUACUUGUAUAACUUAAUAGCACUGGUCUUAGACUACCGUAACCGAAAGAGACGAGCCUUUUUACUGAUACUGUAUUAAAGAAAUUGCUUUUUUUUUUUUUUUUACCUUUUUACGCAUUUGACUUAUUCUGUAGAUGUCUAUAUUUUAUAAUCUUUCCCACACUGUAUUUUCAUUAAAAAAACACAUAAUUUUAAUAAAA